Solanum lycopersicum (tomato) is the source of this 1044-nucleotide messenger RNA. RefSeq lists its product as uncharacterized. NCBI's taxonomy places the organism in Eukaryota, Viridiplantae, Streptophyta, Magnoliopsida, Solanales, Solanaceae. The record is from RefSeq and is a predicted model, not a curated record.
AUCUUUAUAUAAUGACCACUUAGAAUUCUUUUCUUUUGCUAGCUAGCCACCCAAAAGCUUUGUAACAUGAAGUACAAUGAGAUAGCUCAUUUUAGCCACCCUCAACACAAACUAAGAUAUGAAUACUCAGAAUUUCCAUUCAAAUGUGAUGGUUGUAAAGAAGUAGGCAUAGGGUCACGUUACAAAUGUACAAUUUGUGACUAUGAUUUACAUAUGCAUUGUGCAAUUCCUUCACCUUCAAUUACACAUCCAUUUUACACUAAAUGUUCUUUCCAAUUCCUCUCUCGUCCCCCCGGUAACGUACCGCGCUAUUGCAACGCUUGUGAGAAGGACAUAAAUGGAUUUAUGUACCAUUGUAGGUCUUGUGGAUUUGAUCUUCAUCCAUGUUGUGCUAAACUCCCUAUGGUGCUUGAUGAUGGAGAUGUUAAGCUUUACUUGUAUAGAAAGAUAAGUGCAACAUGCCACAGGUGUGGAAGGAAAGGGAGAAACAGAAGCUGGAGUUAUAGAUCUACAUGCAAGAAAUACAAUUUACACGUGGCAUGUGUUAAAGAGAUGCUUGUAGAUAGUUGGCAUGAGCUCUACUUUGGUAAUGAAGAUCAUAAUUAUAACAAUAAUAGUUAUAAUUAUAGAAAAUUGGAAAAUAAGAUGCCAAGUCUAAAAGGUACACUUCAAACUCAUCAUAAAAAAAGCAAAGGCAAAGCCCAAAAAUGUUGUGAAGUGGCUGGUUUAGCUUUGCAGUUUAUUAUAUCUGCAGUACUUGGAGACCCUACAACUCUUAUUGCUGGGGUAGUUGGUUCAUUAAUGUCUAAAUAAUUAUGUAAAUUAACUAAACCAAACUAUAUUCAGGUUUUAAUAUAUGGUCAAGAUUGGACAUCGACUUGAUUAUGGACAUAAUUAAGUUGGACUAAUAAUAGUUAUCAUGUGGAAAAAAAAAUGGUGGUUUGUUAGAAUUUGGGAUGUUGUAGAAAUUUAAUGUAUUAAUCAUUAUACAUGCAUACGAUUUAACGUUAUUUCUAUUUCUAGUAAAUGUGUAUCAUCUUCGUA